This is a messenger RNA of Pneumocystis murina B123, 1986 nucleotides long. RefSeq lists its product as hypothetical. Gene Ontology annotation, molecular function: telomeric repeat DNA binding. Bases 1 to 1986 code for a protein of 661 amino acids. NCBI's taxonomy places the organism in Eukaryota, Fungi, Ascomycota, Pneumocystomycetes, Pneumocystales, Pneumocystaceae. The record is from RefSeq and is a predicted model, not a curated record. Gene Ontology annotation, cellular component: shelterin complex. Gene Ontology annotation, biological process: telomere maintenance via telomere lengthening; regulation of DNA-templated transcription. The transcript is spliced from 10 exons.
AUGCCCAAUAUCUUUAAAAACACUGAUGGGACAAAUAUGGAGUUUUUUUUGACGCAUACAAUCGCAGAAAGAGUGUCAUUAAGGAAUAGCAUUGAAGAAUAUGGGGGAAAAACAAGUAUAAUAAAUGAUAAUAAGAAUAAAGAUCUUAUUAUUCUCGGAGAUCCUUUGAAAGAUUAUAAAACUCCAGAUAUUGUUUCAUAUUAUUUUAUAUUAGAUUCCAUUAAUCUCGGGAAACUUCUUAAUAUCAAAGAAUAUUAUGUUAAUUUAUCAAGUGAAAUGAGAAUGAAUAAUCUAAAAAAAAAAAGAUACAAAAAUUUCUCUAAAAAUGAAGAUAUUUUAAUUGAUAUUAUGCGUUAUUUACAAAUUUUUAAGAAUGGUAUAGAAAUACAUGACGAAAUAUCGAAAAAGUAUGAAAAACAUUUGUUUUAUACUUUAGAUGAUUAUCAAUUCGUAUUUGAGCCGAAAUUUGAGCCUAUUUUAUUAGCUAAAUUAGAUUUUAAUAAUAAUUUUACAUUAUCUAAAUAUAUAGAACAAAGUUUUUUAAAAAAUGAUUGCAUUUUAAUAGAUUUUCCGAAAAAUUUAAAUUUGCUUUAUAAAGAUGAACUAGUUUACAAAAAAUUAGAUAAUUUGUAUUUACAUCAAAAUUAUAUCUCAUUGAGAAAUCCACAUGCAAAUAUUCUAUUAUCGUUAUUUGACACUGGUUAUAACUUUAAUUAUAAUUUAAAAAAUGAAAAUAUUUUAAAUAAUAUAUCUUUUAGAAAAUCAAAAAACUAUAUUUAUGAUAUCAGCAAAGAAUCUUUUAAAUCUAUCAAUAAAUUGUCAUUUUUUAUGUCUAAUCCUUUAAUUCAAAAAUCUGAUGGUUAUAACACUAUCUAUAACUUUGGAGAUAGAAUAAAAAAAUCUUAUGAAAUACUUCAAAUACAAAUUUAUAAAGCUAAUGAAGUAAUCUUAAAUAACAAUGAAUCGGUUCCAAAAUAUGAUUUCAGUAGAGACGACCUAAAAAAAAAUAAUUCUUCUGAUACUGAUAUUCAUUAUAUUUUAAAAAAUAUUUCAAAAAUUAAAUGUUAUGAUUCUUUAGACAAUUCAUUGUUUUUUCCUGAUACAUUAGUUAAUAAAAGGACUAAUUCUCCAGAAAUUUAUGUAUCUUCAAAGAGACGAAAAUUAUUAAGAGGAUUUACAUGCAACAAUUCUAAAAACGAUGACUUAAUACUAAAUAGAAAUAUAACCUUACAUGAAAUUAAACAAAAGGAUUUAAACAUUCGGCAGUCAAAAGAUUUAAAAGAAAUAAAUAAACAAGGAUAUUUAGUCCCUGUAAAUACGGAUAAAAUUCAAAAUGCAUCUACUACUAUGAUAACUUCUAAUGCAUAUUCUCAAAGCCAAAUUAAUAAUUAUUUACAAAUGCCGGUUCCUCUUUUAUCUUUAAAAAAGUCUGUUUUAAAUUUAAAUAAAGAAAAUGAUGCAAAAACAUCAGUAUCUUCUAAUGUCAUCUCUGAUGGUAAUUUGUCUAUUCAUAAUCAAAAAAUAUCUCAAAUUUCAAAAUUUAAUAGUCAAGAAUCUUUGCCUAAUUCACCUAUUUUAAGUAAUAAUAUCAAUCAAACAGAAUUUCAAAAGGAUUUAGACUCGAAUAAUCAAAAUGUUAAUUUUUAUGGUAGAAAUUUAAAUGACCAUAAUCCAAUAUCAAUAGAAACGACCUACGUAUUAAGAAAAACAGUUGAUUGGUAUUUAAGGAAUAUGAAAAAAUAUAACAUAACUCAACAAGAUGUUACCCUUGCAUUAUAUAGAACUUCUGGUAUUAAAAAAUUGGCUAUUAUAGUUAUGGAUGCUAUGAGUAAAAAUUUGCCUUUACCUAAUAUUAAAGGUAUUUGGACAGAAGAAGAUGAUAUAAUCGUAUAUUGUGGUAAUUCAAAAGAGCUUAAACAACUUAAUAAAAAGCAUGGCGGUAAACUUCAUAAUAGAAUUAGAUUUCUUCAAGAUUAUUUAAAGUAA